UGGAUGUGAGGAUGGGACACACUUUUCUGUGUGUGCUGUUGUUGACCUUGUUGGAUACACUCCUCUACUGUGGACAUGCUCAAGAUGCUGUGCUAACUACUGACCCCUACUGGUCACCUUUGUUCACUGGAGAGUCUGUUACCUUCAUAUGUGACAUGAAGGAAGGAGGAGUCACUGACUGGGAUUAUAAAAUCAACAAGGAUGGUGGAGAAUUUACUCCCUACAACAUAGAUCAACGCUACACAUUAAAUCCUCUGUCUCCAGGUCACAGUGGUGAAUAUCAGUGCUGUGGUUCCCACAAGAGAUCAAGUCAGACAAAGUGUAGUAAAACUGUCACUUUAACUGUAUCUGCAUCAGAUAUACCCAGGGCCACACUGAAAUCAGGACCAACAACCAUACCAGUAGGAGGCAGAGUGACACUGACCUGCUCUGUGGAGCCCUCUGCUGGAUGGAAAUAUGAGUGGUUCAGACAUAGCACGGACACCUCUGAAGUUCAAGUCGAAACAAAUGAUGGAGAAAACAGAGUUAUCAGUGUAUCACAAGGAGGAAUCUACUGGUGCAGAGGAGGAAGAGGAAGAAGAGGAGAACCAGUUUACUACACUUAUGACAGUGAUCCAGUCACCAUUGAGAUAAUCAUUCCCAACAAGGCUGUUGUAACACGACAACACAACUGGCCUCAGAUAUUCAGAGGUGAGAAUAUCACUCUGACAUGUGAGGUCCAGGGAGGUGAAGACACUGAGUGGAUAUAUGACUGGAGAAAACUCAGGUCAUCUACACACUGGACAAACAAUAAAUACUGGACUUUCACUGCUUCUGAGUCCAGCAGUGGAGACUACAUGUGUAGGAGUAGACUCAGAGAUGACUCAUAUUCUUCUACAGAGUGGAGUGAAGCCAUCACACUGUCAGUAUCUGGUAAACAACCUGUCCUCUCUGUGUCUCCAUCAUGGCUGAGUCCUGGAGCCUCAGUAACUCUGAGCUGUGAGGUUGAACAUCCAUCUGCAGGAUGGAGGUUUUACUGGUAUAAAGCUGUUCCUGAUCUAUCACACAAAUAUCAAUAUUCCAACGAUGAGCUGCUUCCUGGUAGCAUCAAUGGAACUGAACAAGAUUCCUACAUCAUUGAUGGACAGACACACACAGCAGGAUAUGUGUGUAGAGCUGGAAGAGGAGAGCCAGUGUUUUACACUGAUUAC
Messenger RNA from Mugil cephalus (flathead mullet), 1190 nucleotides. RefSeq names its product killer cell immunoglobulin-like receptor 3DL1. The record is from RefSeq and is a predicted model, not a curated record. Gene Ontology annotation, molecular function: transmembrane signaling receptor activity. Gene Ontology annotation, biological process: cell surface receptor signaling pathway. NCBI's taxonomy places the organism in Eukaryota, Metazoa, Chordata, Actinopteri, Mugiliformes, Mugilidae. The transcript is spliced from 6 exons. The annotation marks the transcript as partial.